Molecule: messenger RNA, 1305 nt
Organism: Microplitis demolitor
Lineage: Eukaryota; Metazoa; Arthropoda; Insecta; Hymenoptera; Braconidae
Gene: Fib
Product: rRNA 2'-O-methyltransferase fibrillarin
Exons: 6
Coding region: 123-1112 (329 amino acids)
Biological process (GO): box C/D sno(s)RNA 3'-end processing; rRNA methylation
Cellular component (GO): Cajal body; small-subunit processome; box C/D methylation guide snoRNP complex
Molecular function (GO): histone H2AQ104 methyltransferase activity; rRNA methyltransferase activity; RNA binding
Source: RefSeq, a predicted model, not a curated record
AUUUAUAGUAAUCGUGAGUCUUGUGCAUGAGUGCCGCGUUACCGCGUACACGUGAUUGAAAUCGUUCUCAAUAUUUAAAGUACACACUUAUUUAACUAUUUGAAGAUUAAUCGACAUAAAUAAUGGGUAAACCAGGAUUUUCACCAGCUGGAGGUGGUGGUGGAGGUGGCGGAUUCAGAGGACGAGGCGGUAGUGGUGGUGGAGGCCGUGGUUUUGGCGGACGUGGAACACCACGUGGAGGCAGCGGUGGCCGAGGAGGUUUUGGUGGACGUGGAGGUAGCGGAGGCAGAGGAGGCUUUGGUGGAAGAGGAACACCUCGAGGAGGAAGUGGUGGUCGAGGAGGACGUGGAGGAGGUCGCGGAGGUAGAGGAGGUGGUGGUUUCAAAGGAGGAAAAACUGUCGUCGUAGAACCACAUCGUCACGAAGGAGUAUUUAUUGCCAGAGGUAAAGAAGACGCGCUGGUUACUUUGAAUUUGGUACCUGGUUCAGAAGUUUAUGGAGAAAAAAGAAUAAGCGUUGAUGGUGAGAAUGGAGAAAAAACUGAAUACAGAGUAUGGAAUCCGUUCAGAUCAAAGCUUGCAGCUGCGAUCCUUGGCGGAGUUGAUCAAAUCCACAUGCCUCCGGGUAGUAAAGUUUUAUAUCUUGGUGCUGCUUCCGGAACGACCGUCUCUCACGUUGCUGAUAUUGUUGGACCGGAAGGUCUCGUGUACGCAGUAGAAUUUUCACACAGAUCUGGUAGAGAUCUUAUUAACGUCGCUAAAAAACGAACGAAUAUUAUUCCAAUCAUCGAAGAUGCGAGACAUCCUCAUAAAUACAGAAUGUUAGUUGGAAUGGUAGAUACUAUUUUUGCUGAUGUUGCUCAGCCUGACCAAGCGAGAAUCGUUGGUUUGAAUGCUCAAUAUUUCUUAAAAAAUAGCGGACAUUUUGUUAUUUCUAUUAAGGCUAGUUGUAUAGACUCAACAGCUCAACCAGAAGCAGUAUUUGCUGCAGAAGUCAAAAAACUCGUUGCAGAUAAAUUAAAGCCACAAGAGCAAAUCACACUUGAACCAUAUGAAAGAGAUCACGCGGUUGUUGUCGGUGUUUUUAGGCCACCGCCUAAAAUCGCCGCUUAAAUAUUGUAUAAUUUUUAAGAUAAAUUAAUUUAAGGAUAUAAUUAUUAUUAUUAAAAAAUACAAAAUUUUUUGUAAAUCACAUACAUAACAUUUCACAAUUAUUUUUUUUAAAUCCUAUCAAAAAAAAUUUUGAUACUAGACAAUAAGAAAAGAAAUAUUUAAAUCAAUAAAAUAUUUUUUAUUGUUUAACUUA